UUGAAGUGCAUGCUUCCAGAGUUAAGAAGACACUAGUAGAAGAAGAGUAGGACACACAUUUUCUCCUAAACUCUCCACCACUUCAUCAUCCAUGGCUAGAGGAAAUUCCACUCUCCCCAUCUGUUUCUUCAAGAUUAUCCUCCAAACUAAUCUUCAAACAAUUAAAAUACCGAAUAAGUUUACAAGGAGUCAUGGUGUUGGUCUACCUAACCCAAUGUUCAUCAAGCCUCCUGAUGGCACAAAAUGGAAAGUGUUUUGGAAAAACAUUAAUGGGGAGAUUUGGUUUCAAAAAGGUUGGAAAAUAUUUACUCAAAAUUACUCUCUACAACAUGGUUGUUUGGUAGUGUUUAAAUAUAAAGAAGGAAGUUCAGAGUUAGAUGUAAUCAUACUUGGCCAGCAUGCAGUAGAAAUUGACUAUGAUUCAUCACGUGACACUUCUAAUGAUGAAGAUGAAAACCUUGACCAUAGGGACGAUGAACCAGUUGAGACUUUGAAUGUUGAUGAUAGUGAUGAUGAAUCAAUUGAAAUUCUGAAUGAAUGGCAUAAGGAGAAGAAGCCUAGACAGAAGUCACCAUUAGCUUCUCCUAGGCCACAUAAAAAAGUGAGAGGUGAUAUUGAGAAGAAUAGUCAAAGAAGUACAUCAUUGAACAAGCCAAAGGAAUAUAGAGCUCGGGAAGUUGCUGAAGAAUUUAUCUCAAACAAUCCUUUUUUCAUAAUUUCGAUCAAGCCUGCUAAUCUGGUAGCAAAUGUGCUGAUUGUACCAAAUUUAAAAGGGGCUAUUGAGAACGAGAAUACGAAUGUGAUGGUGCAGAUUGGUGAAAGAUCAUGGAAUCUGAAAUUGCUCCGUUCUUACAGUGAUAGAGAUAAGCGUCGCUUUUCGGCUGGUUGGUCAAUGUUUGCAAAGGAAAGUGGACUGCAACCGGGAGAUGUGUGCGUGUUUGAACUGAUGAACAAGGAAGAUUUAGUUUUUAAAGUUCAUGUUUUUAAAAGGACUGUUAAUGUGUCUUUAUCUGUUUAA
Molecule: messenger RNA, 1018 nt
Organism: Vicia villosa (hairy vetch)
Lineage: Eukaryota; Viridiplantae; Streptophyta; Magnoliopsida; Fabales; Fabaceae
Product: B3 domain-containing transcription factor VRN1-like
Exons: 4
Coding region: 92-1018 (308 amino acids)
Molecular function (GO): DNA binding
Source: RefSeq, a predicted model, not a curated record